This is a messenger RNA of Ziziphus jujuba (common jujube), 723 nucleotides long. RefSeq lists its product as uncharacterized. The transcript has a single exon. The record is from RefSeq and is a predicted model, not a curated record. Bases 1 to 723 code for a protein of 240 amino acids. Lineage: Eukaryota; Viridiplantae; Streptophyta; Magnoliopsida; Rosales; Rhamnaceae.
AUGAUCUUUGAUCAGGUGGUGAGAAUAUUACUGGAAGAUAGUAAAAUCGAUGUAAAUGCGAAGGAUUCAAGGGGUUCGACUGCUCUAGAUAUCUCAUUUGAAAAUAUAUCAAAUCCACUCUACAUAAAAGUCAGGGAAAGACUACUUGCAGCUGGAGCUUUAAGAGCUACGUCCCUUCCCAAAGUCUCCAGCUCCAUGGAUCACUUGAGGUCUAAGGUGGCAUUGACAGAACAAAUUGCCAUAAUUUUGAUACGUUUAAAAAACGACACGAAGACAGAAUCAGUACGCAAUCUGGUACUAGUGGUUUGUGGAACGGUUGCAACAUUCACAUUCCAAGCUGCACUAAGUCCCCCAGGAGGAGUUUGGCAGGACGGCAACAACAACAACAAAAUUAACAAUCAUCGCCCUGGGACAGUGAUUAUGAGGACUCCAAAUUUCUUCGCUCUAUAUGUUUGCAACAGCGUCACAUUUUAUAUUACAAUCAUGAUUAUGGCUCUUCUACUCCCCAAUGGGAAUAUUGGUAAGCUGCUGAGAGGGCUUCUCUUUCUCUUUCUUUUGUGCUAUACACUUAGUUUGGGAGUCAUAUGGCCCUACUUUACAGGUGAACCAAUUUUCAUCCCUACUCUUGUUAUGCUACUUUUCUAUGUGCUAGGUAUUUUUGGGUUUUUAGUCCUGCACAAUUGGGAAGUUCAAUUUAUGAAAAAGAUUGUACAUAGUCAGUGA